ACGGCUAUUUCUCUCUCUUCUUCCUUCUCUCUCGCUCUCUUGUCUUCCUCAAUCUUCACUCUUCUUUCUCUCUGUCAAAUCCAUUUCUACUUCCUCCAAUUCGCCGUUUCUUUCCAAUGAAGCAUUUUAUGCAGCCAAGAAACGGUAUCUUGCGAGAUACCCAUGCCGCCGACCAGCCUUCUUCGUCGUGCCCUAGCGCCGGAAUCAAGGGAAGACCCCCUAGGAAGCCCAAGUCCUCCAAGGAGAAUGCUCCGCCUUCAGAUCCGAACUCCAUGCUUCCAGAUUCCAAACCCUCGCCGGCCAAGUCGAAGAGCCCGCUCCCUCCCCGUCCUCCGUCUUCCAAUCCACUCAAGCGGAAGCUCAGUAUGGAGGCACUUGCUGAGAAUUCGAUCCCUGGGUUGUCUGAUUCUGGUGUGAAGGUGGUAGUGCGGAUGAGGCCAUCGAGCAAGGAUAGAGACGAAGGGGAUAAUAUAAUACAGAAAGUUACUGAUGAUUCUUUGUCAAUUAAUGGCCAAACCUUUACUUUUGAUGCUGUUGCUGACACAGAGGCAACGCAGCUUGAUAUCUUCCAGCUUGUAGGAGAACCUCUAGUUGAAAAUUGUAUGGCAGGUUUCAACAGUUCCGUAUUUGCAUAUGGACAGACGGGAAGUGGAAAGACAUACACCAUGUGGGGUCCAACCAAUUCUUUGUCAGAUGACAAUUUAUUAAACGAACAAAAAGGCUUAACUUUCCGUGUUUUUGAACGACUUUUUGCUCGUAUAAAUGAGGAACAAGUGAAGCAUGCUGACAAGUUACUUAAGUAUCAGUGUUCCUGUUCUUUUCUCGAGAUUUACAAUGAGCAAAUCACUGAUUUAUUGGAUCCAAAUCAGAGAAACCUCCAGAUUAGAGAAGAUGUAAAGUCUGGUGUUUAUGUUGAAAAUCUAACGGAGGAGUGUGUAUCAACCAUGGCAGACGUUACUCAGCUUUUAAUGAAGGGUUUAUCAAAUAGGAGGACUGGUGCAACAAGUAUUAAUUCUGAGAGUUCGCGGUCGCAUACUGUUUUUACCUGUGUUGUUGAAUCUCGAUCCAAGAGGAUGGCAGAUGGUUUAAGUAGCUUUAAAACGAGUAGAAUAAAUCUUGUUGAUUUAGCUGGUUCCGAGAGGCAGAAGCUAACAGGUGCAGCUGGGGAGCGUUUGAAGGAAGCAGGAAAUAUCAACAGAUCACUCUCGCAACUUGGGAAUCUAAUCAAUAUUCUUGCCGAGAUUUCUCAAACUGGAAAACAAAGGCACAUCCCAUACAGAGACUCCAGGCUCACUUUCCUAUUGCAAGAAUCUCUUGGGGGAAAUGCAAAACUAGCGAUGGUUUGCGCCAUUUCUCCAUCACAAAGCUGCAAGAAUGAAAGUUUUAGUACAUUGAGGUUUGCCCAGCGUGCAAAAGCUAUAAAAAACAAAGCUGUUGUUAAUGAAGUUAUGCAAGAUGAUGUGAAUCACUUGCGUGAAGUGAUACGGCAGCUCAGGGAUGAACUACACAGACUAAAGUCAAAUGGAAAUAGUUCAAAUGACGCAAAUGGAGGACACUCUGCAGCAUGGAUCCGUAGAAGUUUAUAUCUACUAAAAUCUAGUAUAAGUCGUCCUAUCACAUUACCUCAUGUGGAUGAUGAUGGUGAUGAAGAAAUGGAAAUUGACGAGGAAGCUGUUGAGAAGCUCUGUGAUCAACUGGACAAACAAAAUACUGGUUCUGAGGCUAGUGAAGAUAAGGAAACUGAAACUGUUAAAUUAGGUUCAUCAAUUGCCUUAGAAGGAAAUGAGUUUUCUGGAACUGAAUAUCGAAAGAAAAGUUCUGAUGUUUUAGAUGUAAACAUGGAAGAGGAAACAUCUGUACAAGACGAGGUUAUGAUUGUUGGUACAACAGAAGAGCCGGUUUACGAUACUCCAGUAUGUUCCAGUGCUGACUUGACAAACCAUCAGAACCUUGAAGCACAAACUCAAAUAGCAACAAACUUGCUUGACCAACUCUUCUCAGGUGAACCUUCUGAGAAUAAUAUUGUGAGCUCUUUGAUGGAGGAGGGAGUAAAAAGUGGAGAACUAAAAACUCCAGGAGAUGGCCCCUUGUGUACAUCCUCUGAACCUCUCAGUGGAUAUCAGACUAACAAGUCCGAUUUAGAUACACUCAACAAUUCCUCAAAUGGAAUUCUUAAUUGUGUUUCUCCUCCAAGUCUCAGCAUAGUUCCUUGUGAUGUGUCGCCAGCUCUUAAAUCCCCUACUGCAAGUGCUUCACCUAGAAUCAGCGAUAGUAGGAAAAGCUUGAGGACUUCAAUGAUGUUGUCUGCUUCACAGAAAGAUCUUCAAGCUGAGACUAAGCUUGGCUUAGAUCUUCUGCAAAAACCACUUGAAAAGUCCUUGAGAUGGAGCUCCGCUAAUGCACUAUCAAUGUCUACCCAGAGUAAGAAUACUGCAGUAACUACAGAGCAGUUGGCUGCAAGCAUCCGAAAUGGGCUUGAAAUUAUUGAUAGUUGUCGGCAGAGCUCAGCAUUGAGAAGGUCUUCAUUCAGAUUUUCAUGUAAACCUGCAGAAAAGGUUAAUAUGCCAAUAAACAAAAUUGAUGUUGGCGUGCAAACAUCAUGCGGUGAUGAGGCUGCUGGUGAAAACCUUUUUAUGUGCAGUUGUUGCAGAAUUAGAAAGCAGCUGGAGGUUGGAGAGGAGAAAGGCAGCUCAGAUCUGCAAUUAGUACCUGUGGAUGGUCCAGACUCUGCUGAGAGGUCCAGGAUACAAGUUCCUAAAGCAGUUGAGAAAGUUCUUGCUGGGGCUAUCAGAAGAGAAAUGGCACUUGAAGAAUACUGCAACAAGCAAGCAUUUGAUAUUAAUCAACUCAACCGUUUGGUACAACAGUACAAACAUGAGAGAGAAUGCAAUGCUGUACUUGGGCAAGCCAGAGAAGACAAAAUUAUUCGCCUUGAGAGCCUCAUGGAUGGUGUUUUACCAUCUGAGGAGUUCAUGGAGGAGGAACUAUUGUCCCUCAAAUAUGAGCAUAAGGUUUUAAAGGAAAAAUAUGAGAAUCACCCUGAAGUCCUACAGACACGAAUGGAGUUGAAAAAAGUUCAAGAUGAGUUGCAAAGUUAUAGGAAUUUCUGUGACUUGGGCGAGAGAGAAGUGCUAAUGGAAGAGAUUCAGGAUUUAAGAAGUCAGCUGCAAUAUUACACUGAUUCACCUUCCACAUCCUCGCGAAUGCAAAAGUCUCUUUUGCAAUUGACUUAUUCUGAACCUAGUAGCUCUACACCUCUUGGUGCAAUCCCAGAGUUAAUAGAAGAGAGUGUUGAGGAAAAACUUGAACAGGAGAGAGUUCGUUGGACUGAGGCGGAGGGCAAGUGGAUCUCUCUUUCAGAGGAACUGAGAAGUGAACUUGAAGCGAGCAGGUUGCUAGCAGAAAAAAGAAAACGAGAGUUUGAAGCUGAGAAGAAAUGUGCUCAAGAGUUGGAGGAAGCUAUGCAAAUGGCAAUGGCAGUGCAUGCACGGUUACUAGAACAGUAUGCAGACUUGGAAGAAAAGCACAUGCAACUGCUUUUAAGACAUAGAAAGAUACAGGAUGGAAUUGGGGAUGUCAAAAAGGCAGCUGCUAGAGCAGGAGUUAAGGGUGCAGAAUCCAAGUUCAUAAACACCCUUGCUGCUGAAAUUUCUGCACUAAAAGUUGAAAGAGAACGGGAAAGACGCUAUCUAAGAGAUGAGAACAAGGGGCUUCAAGCUCAAUUGAGAGAUACUGCUGAAGCUGUGCAGGCUGCGGGCGAAUUGCUUGUGCGGUUAAAAGAAGCAGAAGAUGGAGUUGCUGCUGCUCAGAAGCGAGCAAUUGAAGCUGAGCAAGAAGUCGAGAAGGCCUACAAGCAGAUUGAUAAAUUGAAGAAAAAACUCGAAAAGGAAGCUACGAGGCCUGCUUACGAUGAUGAAACUAGCAAAGCCAAAUACGACAUAGACGAAACCCUCGAUCAGGGCUGGAGAGAGGAAUUUGAGCCAUUCUACAAUGGUGAUGAUGGUGAGCUACCUAAACUCUCAGAACCUUCCUGGUUUUCUGGAUAUGAUAGAUGCAACAUAUAGGAUGAAAAAGUUUUGGCAACCAGAUACAUGUCACCCGUAAAUUUCCCAUUAUAUAUAGGUUGUUCAAUAUAACCCUCUUUGUUCGUGUUCCCAAUAGCUAUUACUUCUGAUUAUGAGGAGAACUAUGUGCUAGUUCCCCCAUUGUCUGUAUUCAAAUUCAAAUUCAAAUUCUGGAAGUUCAUAAGGGGUGGAAUGAAUCGUAGAAUUCUUUCAUUGUGUC
Messenger RNA from Cucurbita pepo subsp. pepo (vegetable marrow), 4284 nucleotides. Its product is annotated as kinesin-like protein KIN-12B. Gene Ontology annotation, molecular function: microtubule binding; microtubule motor activity; ATP binding. Gene Ontology annotation, biological process: microtubule-based movement. The record is from RefSeq and is a predicted model, not a curated record. Lineage: Eukaryota; Viridiplantae; Streptophyta; Magnoliopsida; Cucurbitales; Cucurbitaceae.